Messenger RNA from Penicillium waksmanii, 1206 nucleotides. RefSeq names its product glycoside hydrolase family 5 protein. Gene Ontology annotation, biological process: glucan catabolic process. Bases 1 to 1206 code for a protein of 401 amino acids. Gene Ontology annotation, molecular function: beta-glucosidase activity. NCBI's taxonomy places the organism in Eukaryota, Fungi, Ascomycota, Eurotiomycetes, Eurotiales, Aspergillaceae. The record is from RefSeq and is a predicted model, not a curated record. The transcript is spliced from 3 exons. Gene Ontology annotation, cellular component: cell surface; extracellular region.
AUGGGCGUUCUUUCAAAAGUAGCCGCACUAGGUGCCUUUGCCGGUCUAGCCACAGCCUGGCUACCCGAAACCAACAAGAAGAUCCAGUCCAACAACGGAAACAACCUCUUCACCUCAUCGAACGGCAAAAUCCGAGGUGUAAAUCUCGGCUCGCAAUUCAUCUUCGAGCCAUGGAUUGGAACAAGCGAAUGGAACUCCAUGGGAUGUGGCUCCACGGGCUCCGAAUUCGACUGCGUGAGCUCACUAGGUCAAGACGCCGCCAACACCGCAUUCCAAAAGCACUGGGGUGACUGGAUUACCCAGGACGAUAUCUCGGAAAUGGUCAGCUACAGCCUAAACACCAUUCGAGUCCCCGUGGGAUACUGGCUCCGCGAAGAUCUGGUUUACUCGGACAGCGAGCACUUCCCCCAGGGUGGAUUGGACUUUGUCAAGAAGGUGUGCGGGUGGGCUAGUGAUGCCGGCAUGUAUAUUAUUAUGGAUCUGCAUGGUGCGCCUGGUGCGCAGACUGCUAGUAAUGCGUUUACUGGACAGUUGGCAUCGGAACCGGGGUUCUAUCAGGACUAUCAGUAUGAGCGGGCGUUGAAGUUUUUGGAGUGGAUGACUGGGCUGAUUCAUAGUACGGAUGAGUUUCGGAAUGUGGGUAUGUUGGAGGUUGUCAAUGAGCCUGUUCAGGAUGAUGAUAAGGCUUCGUCGAUGAGGGAGAAUUACUAUCCUAAGGCUUUUGAGCGAAUCCGCGCGAAUGAAACUAGCGCCGGCAUCGACAAGGCCGAUUAUCUCCACAUCCAAAUGAUGGACAAGCUCUGGGGCUCCGGUGAUCCGAACCAGUACAUUGAUGACUUGUACUACGCUGCAUAUGACGACCACCGCUAUCUGAAGUGGGAUACCAGUGUUGAUGCAUCCCACGAUAGCUAUAUCAGCGAGUCUUGCAGCGAUAAUCGCGAUAGUAACACGCCGACGAUUGUGGGAGAAUGGAGCUUGGCAGUUCCCGAUGACGUUGAGUCAGACUCGGACUGGGAUCCGCAGUCUCAAACGGACUUUUAUGGCAAGUGGUUUGCGGCUCAGGUGCAUUCGUACGAGAAGCAGCAGGGUUGGGUGUUUUGGACGUGGAAGGCUCAGUUGAAUGAUUAUCGGUGGUCUUAUCAGGAUGCGGUUAAAGCGGGUGUCAUUCCCAAGGAUCUUAGUACCCUGCAGGAUGUUUGCAAUUAA